Penicillium crustosum is the source of this 597-nucleotide messenger RNA. RefSeq names its product amidohydrolase family protein. The record is from RefSeq and is a predicted model, not a curated record. The coding region runs from base 1 to 597 and encodes 198 amino acids. Gene Ontology annotation, molecular function: carboxy-lyase activity; hydrolase activity. Gene Ontology annotation, biological process: secondary metabolic process. The transcript is spliced from 2 exons. NCBI's taxonomy places the organism in Eukaryota, Fungi, Ascomycota, Eurotiomycetes, Eurotiales, Aspergillaceae. Gene Ontology annotation, cellular component: cytoplasm; cytosol.
AUGCUGCUGGCCUGCGUGACAGACAUCCUGACAAAUUUGGCUUUUUUCGCGUCUUUGCCCUCGUUGAUGGACACUGAGGGCACAUUGGCUGAAAUUCAGUAUGCUAUGGACAUUUUGAACGCCGACGGUGUCACACUGUUCACGAGAUACGGUGAUGGCAAUAACUAUUUAGGCCAUUCGAUGUUUACGUCCAUUUGGGCAGAGCUCGAUAAGCGGAAAGCAGUGACCUUUAUCCAUCCUACCCAUCCGGUAGACCUUGCGCGAGUCAAUCCACUCCUCCCACAGCCAUCUAUAGACUAUCCACAGGAAACAACAAGGGCAGCUGUCGAUAUGAUCAUAACCAACGUCACACAGCGAUUCCCAAAUUGUGUCAAAAUCCUGUCGCAUGCUGGUGGAACGCUUCCAUUUCUAGUUUCCCGCAUUGCUGUUACAUCACAGGAAUCUGAGGAUACUAAAAAGACUUAUGGGAAAACAUAUGCUGAUAUCAUGGAUGAUCUCCGAUCUUUCUAUUACGACGUUGCUUUAUCGAGCUCCCCUGCUGUGAUGAAGCUUCUAUUGGAGCUUGUUCCCCAUGAACAUAUAACCUAUGGUUCAUAA